AUGAUCAACACUCCCUCCUCCAAGCCUUAUAUUUACCAGCAAUUGCUUUCAAAUUCGAAAUUGAUACGCGUUCUCGAUGUCGACCCAGCGCAAACGAGCACAGCCGCCAUAGUUGGGAGGCUCCGUGUUGUCGACCUAGCGACAUCUUCAAGAUUCACAGCCCUCUCGUAUGUCUGGAGCUCGUCAGAGCCAGAUCAAACCAUCGAAUGCAAUGGCAUGAACGUCGCUGUAUCUGCGAACGGUCAUUCUGCACUGCAGCAUCUACGAACAAGUCUCGGAUCUUAUACAAUAUGGAUUGAUGCGCUCUGCAUCAACCAAGCAGACACGAAGGAGAAAGAGCACCAAGUUUCGCUGAUGGGAGACAUAUAUUCGCGAGCUACGAAUGUGUACGUUUGGUUAGGUGAGGGUGACGAUAGCAGUGAUCGCGUAAUGGAGUACAUGAGGACAGCCGGUUUUCUUCACUAUUUUGCUGGGUGCACAAACAAUAAGAAGGGCUUAAGUCAACUGUGUCUCGCAGCUCUUUCCGGCAGCAUGGCACGGUAUAGUCUGACGAGGCAUCCCUUUCCUUUACGAGGUAAGAUCCCCAAACGUAUCCGUCUGACCACACUAAGUAAACCAAGCCUCCCCUGGCACAUGGAUAGGUCCUUUAGGCCCUACAGUUGUGCGCCUUUGGAACGGGAAUCCGAGUUAUGUAACCUUAAGGGAUGUCGAAAACUUAUUGCAUUACAAGUGGAUCACUCGGCUCUGGACCUAUCAAGAAAUCCUCCUUGCUGUCAACCCGACCGUCGUCUGUGGGAGGGCACAUGUCCCUUGGGAUCGCUUUGCAAUGAGCCUCAUCUUCCUUGA
Molecule: messenger RNA, 846 nt
Organism: Alternaria burnsii
Lineage: Eukaryota; Fungi; Ascomycota; Dothideomycetes; Pleosporales; Pleosporaceae
Exons: 1
Coding region: 1-846 (281 amino acids)
Source: RefSeq, a predicted model, not a curated record